CGCCGCUCCCGGAGCGCGGCCGCCGGGAGGAGGCGGCGGCGCGGGGCCUGGGGAAUGUGGCGGCGGCGGCGGCGGCUCUGAGCCCUCCCCCCCCCUUCCCCUCGGCCCGGCCGCCAUGGAGCCGCGGCGGUGACAGCGCCGUCCCGCAGCGCCCGCCGCGAGCGGGGCCGCCGCCCGCAGACAUGGAUGAACAAGAGGCUUUGAAGUCCAUCAUGAAGGACCUGGUGGCACUCCAGAUGGGCCGGCGUCACCGGCUGCCUGGCUAUGACACCAUGAAGAAUAAAGACACUGCUCACUCCAACAGACAGAAAAAACACAAUGCCAGCAGUCCCCCCCUCUUGGGCAGCCCUGCAAUAAUGAACCAGUGUGCCUCUGCAGUGGAAGAAAAAAAAAUUCCGAAUGAUGUCAGGAUAAAGUUUGAACAUAACGGGGAGAGACGGAUUAUCCCAUUUGUCCGUCCCGUGCGCUACGAAGAUGUGCAGCAGAAAGUGAAAACAGCAUUUGGGCAGCCCCUGGACCUCCACUACAUGAACAACGAGCUUUCUAUUCCUUUGAAAAACCAAGAUGACCUGGAUAAAGCUGUGGAUCUCUUAGACAGGAGCUCGAAUGUGAAAAGCCUGAGGAUACUAUUGCUGUCCCAGGACAGAAACCAUACCAGUUCUUCACCCCAUUCUGGACUGCCCAAGCAAGUCAGGAUUAAAACUUCCCAGUCUGUAGGGGAUGUGAGCACACCCUAUCAGCAGCCAGAACCCAGAAGCAGGCAUCUGUCUGUCAGCUCGCAGAGCACGGGCCGGAGCUCGCCCCCGCCCGGCUACGUCCCCGAGCGGCAGCAGCGCAUCGCCCGCCAGGGCUCCUACACCAGCAUCCACAGCGAGGGCGAGUUCAUCCCCGAGACCAGCGAGCAGUGCAUGCUGGACCCUCUAAGCAGUGCUGAAAACUCAGUGUCAGGAAGCUGCCAGUCCUUGGACAGUCCUUCUUUUCGGAAGUCACGGAUGUCAAGGGCACAAAGCUUUCCUGAUAAUAGGCAGGAGUUCUCAGACCGUGAGAAUCAGAUCUACGACAAAGCGGGCAAAGGUGGGACCUACCCUCGGCGCUACAACGUCUCCAUGCAGCACAAGGACUACAGCGACGGCCGGAGGACGUUUCCCCGGAUACGACGUCACCAAGGGAAUCUCUUCACCUUGGUGCCUUCCAGUCGUUCCUUGAGCACCAACGGGGAGAACCUGGGCCUGGCACUGCAGUACCUGGACCCCCGGGGCCGCCUGCGGAGCGCCGACAGCGAGAACGCGCUGGGAGUGCAGGAGAGGAACAUUGCCACCAAGUCUCCAAGUGCCCCAAUAAACUGGCGCCGAGGAAAGCUGCUGGGCCAGGGCGCCUUUGGCCGCGUGUACCUGUGCUACGACGUGGACACGGGCAGGGAGCUCGCAGCUAAGCAGGUCCAGUUUGACCCAGAGAGCCCUGAAACAAGCAAGGAGGUGAGUGCACUGGAGUGUGAAAUUCAGCUGCUGAAGAACCUCCAGCAUGACCGUAUUGUGCAGUAUUAUGGCUGCUUAAGGGAUCGAGCGGAGAAGACCUUGACCAUCUUCAUGGAGUACAUGCCAGGGGGGUCAGUGAAAGACCAGCUGAAGGCUUACGGGGCCCUGACGGAAAACGUCACCCGGAAAUACACGCGGCAGAUCCUCGAGGGCGUCUCGUACCUCCACAGCAACAUGAUCGUGCACAGGGACAUCAAGGGUGCCAAUAUUCUCCGUGACUCUGCUGGGAAUGUCAAGCUUGGGGACUUUGGGGCCAGCAAACGGCUGCAGACAAUCUGCAUGUCGGGGACAGGCAUCCGCUCCGUCACGGGCACGCCGUACUGGAUGAGCCCGGAGGUGAUCAGCGGGGAAGGCUACGGCAGGAAGGCAGACGUGUGGAGCCUCGGCUGCACCGUGGUGGAAAUGCUGACAGAGAAGCCCCCCUGGGCAGAGUACGAAGCCAUGGCAGCGAUCUUCAAAAUCGCCACCCAGCCCACCAACCCCCAGCUCCCCUCCCACAUAUCAGAACAUUGCCGGGACUUCCUAAAGCAGAUCUUUGUGGAAGCCAGGCACAGACCCUCUGCUGAAGAGCUGCUCAGACACCAGUUUGCACAGCUCCAGUACUGAAUUACCUCCCUUGCUCGCAGCUCCUGCCGGGCUUUCCGUGCCCUGUCUUGUCUAGUUGCAACUGCCCGUUGUGGUGCUGCAUCUUCAAAAUGCCAACUCAGCUAGGCCUAGUCCUUUGGGAAGUUCUGCCAAGGAACUUAGGGUCUGCUCUCGUGCCUGAUUCCUUCGUUUGCUGGACUAAUGUUCAUCCUACCAACAGCUGUCCAAGCAGAGCUGCAUUUUUGCCCCAGGUUGCCUGGAGGUGACGUUGCAGCUGGCUGCGAGCUUUCUGCAGGCGCAGGAAGGGGAAUCUGACAAGUGUCGUCACUGAUAGAACACAGGAGAAAGCUGAACCCAGGUGGGAACUGGAAGAGCUCCACUCUUCAGCAAAACAGAAACGUGCACCAGCCUCCAGACCAGCUCUGCCUGUGGGAGUCCCUGGUUUUCCUCUCCUGGGGCUCCAGAGGCGUCUCCAGCACCUGAACCCAGCAAAAAGCCAUGUGUCACGGAGCGUGCGCUCGCUAUAGUAUGGUAUAUUUUUCUUCUUGAGUAUUCAGCAUCUGAAGGUGUUCAGAAGAUAUUGAUUCAAAAGUAUGUGAAUAGUGUUAUUUUAUAAUGAACCCGUGAAUUUGGGGCUGGGGGUGAGGGAGGUCUUUCCAGCUAAAUGUCAGGAUAAUCAGAGAAUUUCAGCAGAAUGCAAUCACUCCAGGGCCUGAGGGAAGGGCUCUCCCAUUAACGUUGGAAAAUCCGGAGCUAGGUUUGAUCUGUCCCCGCAUUAGGACAGUGUCAGUCAGUUUGUGUCAUGCCAAACAAAUCUCUGCUCCUGCUUCCUCUCUCUGGGCCACUGGGUCCAAACAAAACCCCUCUGGAAGGGAAUUCAGUGGAAUUCAGCUUCCUCCUGCAUCUGUCUCUUUGGCUGGUAACUUUUUACCAUCCUUUUAACCAAAGAUAGUCCAUCUGGUGCCCAGGAAAUUACUUCAGAGUUUCUUUGAGCACAUGGCCUAAUGAGGGUUUCUUGGGGAGAAUUACCUGGACACUUGUGUUGGGCACAGGAAGCUGGAAUCAAGCUCAACCCUUUGCUGCGUGUUGUUUGAAUUACAGGUGUGCAAGUGAACAUUUAAGAGUUCUAUAAAAAUGUUAUGGCCUAACUUAAAUAAGCUUUUGUAGGAGUCAAGUCAAACAGGGAACCUCAGACAACAUUUUAAAUGGUUGCAAAUAUCUAAAAUUACCUGGAGAUCCCCAUGCAGGUACCAGCAAAACAUAUCCAAGUGAUUGUGCACUUGGAAGAUAGCCUAAGUCAGAGGACUGAGCUAUUUCUGUGCUGAUUUGGGCACUAAUAAUCUUUAUUUCACUCGUGAAAGACCAGCAGUUUAUAAGUGCUGGGGAUUCAUGGAGUGAUUGUAAGUUAUCUCUGAGAAAUGAAACUCAGAAAAGCAAAUGUUAAUUAACUAAAACAUUGCUUUAUAGGGCAACACUGAAGGUGUUCUGCUCUUGUAUUGGAAACCAUAUUAAGGUUCCACACACCUCCACUCUUCUCCCCCAUAAAAAAUUGAAAAUUGCUUCAUAAUGCAGUAAAAUUAAGUUUUUAAGUGAAUACUAAUAGCAGGAUAAGGCAAGUUUUAAUGAAACCAAUCUCCUUCAACACAUGAAAAAUACUGUGUUGAAUUAAAAGAGGAAAAAAAAAGAACCCUAAAAGCCCCAACCAACCAAAAGUCCUGAAAAGCUUUAACGAUAUGAAAUGUUUUUUCUGUGCCAAACCCAGAGCAAAGUGUAGCCAAUAAAAACUGGUGUUGGUUUCCUUUCCAGGCUCCCUGCACUACUCCAAGGAUGCACUGUCCCACUUGUGGGCACUUAGGGGAUCCCUUUUAUGAAAGCCCUUGUUCCAUAAUUUAUUUAAUUCUAGUGAGAGCACUUCAACUGAUCUUUUCCCAACCAGGAACUCGACUCCAAAUUGUCCAGACCCUUGGCCUGACUUUGGCCUGCACGUCACUGUUGCCAUGAGGGGAGGCGAGGGCGCGACGCUCCCGCUCGGAGCUGGGGAGCCUCUCACAGCACUCUGCUGGGAGUGGGGGCCCAUCCCUGCAGUCUGCAUGACAAAAGUAGGGGGGGUCAGCACCGCUGGGGGCCCAGCUCUUCAAACCUUGCAACCUAAAUGUACCAAAGACUGGAGUCUUCAUCCCCUACCCAUCACUUGCAGGAAUCAGGAGCGCGAUGGCAUCUGCGGGGAUUUCCCCUCUAUCCUUGGCUUGUCCUCACCAAAUCCAGACCUUCUCCCAUGGUGUUUUUUUUCUCUUGCUGUCCCACAUGCUGCGGUCUGGGAGAGAACAGGGCGUGAGGAAACGGCGGAACUUGUGUCAGAGCAACUCAAUCCUCAGGAGCUGUCGUGGCUUUUACCUCACCCGCGUCACGGGAGGCGCUUGCAGAGCAGAGCGGGAGCAGCCAGGACUGCUGGGCUCCGUGCUGUCCCCGAGCUCCCGGCCCUUCCUGAGCUGGAUGUGCCUCCUCUGUGCAAAGCCCUGCAUUCCAGUCUGGGAUGGGAGCAGCACCCGUUGUACAGCGACAGAGAACACGGGGCCAGCUCGGACUGGCGCGUUCGGCACAGGAACAAGCCAAAGCAUUACCUGUAUGUUUGGAGAUGCACUUUUAUGAAUGUAGUUUAUAUCGCUCUUUUUUAGCUCUUUUUACAUCAUGUAAACGGUGAUGCCUCAUAUUUUUUUUUUUUUUUUUAAUUUAUAUCGUAAAAGAUCAUAUUUGGUGAUUUUUAUAUAUAUCGACUGUUACGGGGUGGGGGGGAGGCGGGGAAAUUAAUUUGACGCCUUUAUGAAUUUAAAAAGGAAAAAAAGCAGCUGGUUUUGCAGAGAAUUUGCUGAUGGUUUAUAAUGAAUAGAGAGCCAAGCCAAAAUGCCUCUUUGUUUCCUCACAGCCCUCUUGACUAUGGAAAAGGAAGAUCUGGAUUCCUGAGUCCACUGCUCCGAUGAAUAACUCGGGGCUGACAUUGAUACCAUGGGCUUUUAACAGCCCUGGCAGCAAAAAGAGUUUCAAGUGGACAGAAAUGUAAUUAUACCUCAGAAUUGAAUUAUAUCUGGCCUCUUCAUCCUGGCAGACUAGGAAAAAACUGGGAAUAAACUCAUUUAGGGGAGAGUGGAGGAGGAGUGCCAGGCUGACAAUAAGCUAUUGUGUCAAUUCCAAAUGUCAUGUUGGAUUUCCUGCUGUUCCUUCCAGGGAGGGACAUAUAGGGAAUAUUGAGUAUUGGGAUCUCUGAUGGAAGGUGCUGCAGAAAUGGAGAAUGUUCUGUUUGACAAAGAAUUUCUUACCAGAGUCCCAGUGUCCUGAAAUGGUUAAAACUAAUCAGAAAAAUGUCCAAGGUUCCCAUUGGCGAGGAACUUGGGGGAAUGUGGCUGUCCCUGAGGUAGUUAGGAAACAAAGUAGUGACAUUUUGGUCUUGGUGUGACGAUUCUGUGCAUUCCAGGUUAUUUGCUUGUUCUCCAGAAAAUCCCAUCUUUGCCCAUUCUGUGGCAGUUAGGCUGCAUCAAUUUGGAUGGAGUUUUGGGGUGGGUUUUUUUUUUGCCUGAUUUGGAAUAAUAUUCCAAAGGACUGGGAGCUGCUCCAAAGAGUUCCCAUUGACACCAGUUACCAACAUAGACUGGCCAGGAGGGGAAAGGUAGGUGUGCCAGGAGCAGUUCAAAAAGGAAGAAAAGGAUUGUGUUAUCACCAUAAAUGAUGCAAAGCAGGGAGAAGGGGCUUUAACCUGGAUUGUGCAGAAGACCUUGACCCAGUAGUCUCUAUUUACCGACCGGGGGCUUGCAGUGCAAAGCCAGGCCAAUGUAUCAUUUUAUUUACAAUAAAAUUAUCAUUUAUAUGAAA
Molecule: messenger RNA, 5984 nt
Organism: Vidua macroura (Pin-tailed whydah)
Lineage: Eukaryota; Metazoa; Chordata; Aves; Passeriformes; Viduidae
Gene: MAP3K3
Product: mitogen-activated protein kinase kinase kinase 3
Exons: 17
Coding region: 183-2141 (652 amino acids)
Biological process (GO): protein phosphorylation
Molecular function (GO): ATP binding; protein binding; protein kinase activity
Source: RefSeq, a predicted model, not a curated record